AGUCAUAAGAGGUGGGUGUUUCUUCCGGAAUCCAUUUCGCUGGUUCCCUGUAAUUAAGCAGGCUUAAGUGAUUUGUCCUGUGUGCUGCUGGGUACAGUGAAGGAAGCUCAGGCAAGUUCUGAAAGUGCGACAUGAUGAGGAUAUUGUCACUUCCCACAGAGCACCAUUUGUUGAAGAUGCUGUCCUCUUUCCAGUGGAUGGUUUGAGCUCCUUUGUCAAAGAUCAAGUGAGCAUGCAUGUAACGCAGUGACGUACUAUGAUGUCCUGGUGAGCUUUACUCAGGAAGAAUGGGCUUUGCUGGAUCCUUCCCAGAAGAGUCUCUACAAAGAUGUGAUGCUCGAAACCUAUAAGAACCUCACUGCCAUAGGGUAUAACUGGGAAGAUGACAAUAUUGAAGAAGAUUGUGAAAAUUCUGGAAGACCCAGAAGGCAUCUUCAAAGGGAUGGACCAAGUAAUACUGGAGAGAAACCCUUUGGAUGUAUUCAAUAUGAUGGAGCCUUUGCAAGAAACAGUUAUCAUCAGUUAUAUAAGAGCACUGGAUCUUUCAUGUCUUAUACUGAUCAUCAAACACAUAGAAGACCACACACUGAAGAAAAAGUCUAUGAUGGUAACCAAUGUGGUAAAACCUUUUCAUGUCACAGCCAUUUUGAAAUCCGUAAAGGAACAUAUACUGGAGAAAAACCCUAUGAAUGUAAUCAAUGUGGAAAAACCUUUGCAAGUCACAGCAAUCUUCAAAUCCAUAAAAGAAUACAUACUGGAGAGAAACCCUAUGAAUGUAAACAAUGUGGAAAAGCCUUUAGACAUCACGGUUCUCUUCAUAUCCAUAAAAGAAUACAUACAGGAGAGAAACCCUAUAAAUGUAACCAGUGUGGCAGAACCUUUGCCCAAUUUGGUCAUCUUCAAUGUCAUAAAAUAACACAUACUGGAGAGAAACUCUAUCAAUGUAACCAAUGUGGGAAAGCCUUUGCAUAUCACAAAACUCUUAAAAUCCAUAAAGAAGAAACACAUACUGGAGAGAAACCCUAUGAAUGUAAUCAAUGUGGCAAAGCCUUUGCAUGUCGUAGAUAUCUUCGAAUCCAUAAAAAAACACAUACUGGAGAGAAACCCUUUGAAUGUAACCAAUGUGGCAAAGCCUUUGCAUAUCACAGAACUCUUCAGAUCCAUAAAACAAAACAUACUGGAGAGAAACCCUAUGAAUGUAACCAAUGUGGCAAAGCCUUUACAUAUCACAAAACUCUUCAAGUCCAUGAAAGAACACAUACUGGAGAGAAACUCUAUCAAUGUAACCAAUGUGGCAAAGCCUUUGCAUAUCACAGAACUCUUCAAAUCCAUGAAAGAACACAUACUGGAGAGAAACUCUAUGAAUGUAAUCAAUGUGGCAAAGCCUUUGCAUGUCGCAGAUAUCUUCAAACACAUAAAACAACACAUACUGGAGAGAAACCCUAUGAAUGUAACCAGUGUGGCAAAGCCUUUAAACAAUAUGUUCAUCUUCAGUGUCAUCAAAGGAUACAUACUGGAGAGAAACCCUAUGAAUGUAACCAAUGUGGCAAAGCCUUUACAUGUCACAGAUAUCUUCAAAUCCAUAAAAGAACACAUACUGGAGAGAAACCCUAUGAAUGUAAUCAAUGUGGCAAAGCCUUUGCACGUCACAGCAAUCUUCAAACUCAUAAAAGAACACAUACUGGGGAGAAACUCUAUGAAUGUAAACAAUGUGGCAAAGCCUUUACAUGUCACAGUUAUCUUAAAAUCCAUGAAAGGAGACAUACUGGAGAGAAACCCUAUGAAUGUAAACAAUGUGGCAAAGCCUUUGCAUGUUACAGAUCUCUUCAAAUCCAUAAAAGAACACAUACUGGAGAGAAACCCUAUGAAUGUAAUCAAUGUGGCAAAGCCUUUGCAUGUCCCAGAUACCUUCAAAUCCAUAAAAGAACACAUACUGGAGAGAAACCCUAUGAAUGUAAACAAUGUGGCAAAGCCUUUGCAUAUCACAGAACUCUUCAAGUCCAUAAAAGAACACAUACUGGAGAGAAACCUUAUGAAUGUAAUCAAUGUGGCAAGGCCUUUGCAUGUCGCAGAAAUCUUCAAAUCCAUAAAAGAACACAUACUGGAGAGAAACCCUAUGAAUGUAACCAGUGUGGCAAAGCCUUUACACAAUUUGUUCAUCUUCAACGUCAUGAAAUAACACAUACUGAAAAGAAACCCUAUGAAUGUAACUAAUGUGGCAAAGCCUUUACAGGUCACAGUACUCUUCGAAAUCAUAAAAGAAUACAUACUAGAGAAAAACCCUAUGAAUGUAACCAGUGUACCAAAGCUUUUACACAAUUUGUUCAUCUUCAGUGUCAUCAAAGGAUACAUUCUGGAGAGAAACCCUAUGAAUGUAAACACUGUGUCAAAGCCUUUACAUGUCAUAGUACUCUUCAAGUCCAUAAAAGAACACAUACUGGAGAGAAACCCUAUGAAUGUAACCAAUGUGGCAAAGCCUUUGUAUGUCACAGCUAUCUUCAAAUCCAUACAAGAACACAUACUGGAGAAAAACCCUGUGUAUGUAAAUGCGACGAAGCAUUGUCAUGUCACAGUACUCCAUGAAAUCAUAAAAGAACACAUACUGAAGAGAAACCCUAUGAAUAUAACUAGUGUGGUAAAACCUUUGCACGACACAGUCAGCUUCAAACAUAAAAGAAUACAUACUGAAGAGAAACCCUGAUAAUGUAGUGAAUGUAGUAAAGGCUUUGUUAUUGUAGUCUGAAAAGGAAUUUUAAAAACAAAUUCUUGUGAGAACCCUAUAAAUGUAAUCAAUCUAAUAAAGCCAUUUGUUAACAGUCACCUUCUAAGGGAUGCAACAUAAUUUAUGGGAAUAUAGUGGAUGGGUGUGUCUGAUUCUUUUGCCUACUCUCGAGAUGGUUCUUGUCUUAAUUAUUUGCUUUGCGAGGUUUGAUAUGAAGGUUUGUGCCUAUUUUUAUUAAAAUAUGGUAUGCCUUGUUCAUUUGCUA
This is a messenger RNA of Mus musculus (house mouse), 2987 nucleotides long. RefSeq names its product predicted gene, 51425. The record is from RefSeq and is marked validated. The coding region runs from base 334 to 2214 and encodes 626 amino acids. The transcript is spliced from 5 exons. Lineage: Eukaryota; Metazoa; Chordata; Mammalia; Rodentia; Muridae.